Eriocheir sinensis (Chinese mitten crab) is the source of this 3083-nucleotide messenger RNA. It is a transcript of the gene mRRF2, whose product is annotated as ribosome-releasing factor 2, mitochondrial-like. NCBI's taxonomy places the organism in Eukaryota, Metazoa, Arthropoda, Malacostraca, Decapoda, Varunidae. Gene Ontology annotation, molecular function: translation elongation factor activity; GTP binding; GTPase activity. Gene Ontology annotation, cellular component: mitochondrion. The coding region runs from base 474 to 2762 and encodes 762 amino acids. The record is from RefSeq and is a predicted model, not a curated record. The transcript has 16 exons. Gene Ontology annotation, biological process: mitochondrial translation; ribosome disassembly.
GCUCCCCGCCGAAGCGCAAGGCGGAGACUCUACCACUGGACCACGGGAGCCCCCAAAGAGAACACCAUUGGAAGAGCUCUUUUUGAAAACAGGAAUGGAGACAGUAAAGACAGUACUAUAUAAAUUUUUGGCAAAAGAGAGAGAAAAAAGGAGACUUAAAGAAAUUUAGAAACUCAAAAGACCCAGACCGAGAAAGACUGAGGGAUGCCGUUAUAAAGGAACAGUACACAAGUUUUGGACAAUAAGAGAAAAAAGAAUGAAAGAAAAAGGAAAACAAUAGACCCAGACAGUAGACACAUCAGGGAGUGCCGUUACAAAGGCAAAACUCCCGACCGACUACUACUACUACUACUACUAGGCAAGACAACAACUUAACGUCCCAGCGGCGGCGAGGGUCAUGGCCAGCCUGUAGCAGCCUAACUAGCCCCAUAAAACACCCAAGAAGAAGAAGGCACUCCCGAGGCACCACUGCCAUGCGUGUGGCACCAUGGCGCCGGCUGCGUGCCACUGCCACCCACUGGACACGGCUGUCAAGGCCCCUGCACCGAGCUCAAGACACGCUGGCCCCGGGAAGUGGAGACCGCCCCGUGCCCGCCCACCCGCCGCCCCCCGCCCAGGACAGCCUCCAGAACCUGAACCGCAUCCGUAACAUCGGCAUCAUGGCACACAUUGAUGCAGGCAAGACCACCACCACAGAGCGCAUGUUGUUCUAUGGGGGUGUCACGCGGACGAUCGGUGAGGUGCAUCAUGGCGACACUGUCAUGGACUAUCUCGACCAGGAGCGAGAGAGAGGCAUCACCAUCACCUCCGCGGCCAUCACCCUCCCCUGGGCGGACCAUCGCAUCAACCUGGUAGACACGCCGGGCCACGUGGACUUCACAAUGGAGGUGGAGCGCUCCCUUAGGGUCCUCGACGGGGCGGUGGCCAUUCUGGAUGCUUCGGCAGGCGUGGAGGCGCAGACCCUAACAGUGUGGCGGCAGGCAGACCGCUACAAGGUGCCGCGUCUUGUCUACCUCAACAAGAUGGACAAACCGAGUGCCAACAUGACCCUCUGCUUGGACUCCAUCAGGGCCAAGUUAGGCACUGUGGCACUCCCUGUCCACCUCCCCCUGGGCCAUGGCAAGAAAUUCAGGGGUGUUGUGGACCUGAUCAACAUGGACAAGUUAGAAUGGGACCUUGGCUCACAUGACCGUGGGCAGCGUUACCAGAAGCAGGCGCUCACCCCAGAGGACGAGGAGGUGUGGGAUGCGGCUCUGCUGGCACGCUGCGAGCUGACGGACUCUUUGGCAGACCUGGACACCCCAUUAGCCGAGCAUGUGCUGGAGGUGGAGUCCCUGGAGGCAGCGCAGGCGGACUUUUUGAAACAGGCUCUCCGCAGGGUGACUCUCAACCAGGAGGCAGUUGCGGUGCUUGUCGGAAGCUCGUACAAAAACGUCGGCGUACAACCACUGAUGGACGCCGUGAUUGACUACCUGCCGGCCCCUAGUGAGUGUGAGCAGCCUGCCGCCCUCAGCCUGUAUUCCCCCAGCCUGUGCGCUCUGGCCUUCAAGAUCCUGCAUGACCCACAGAGAGGCGGGGUCAUGACCUUUCUGCGCCUUUACUCAGGACGUCUUGAAAAGGGCCAGAGGAUUUACAACGUGAACGGGGAGCGAACGGAGAAGGUUGGGCAAGUGCUGAUAGCCUAUGCCGAUCAUUUUAAGGAAGUGACGUCUGUUGAGGCGGGAAACAUUGUAGUCGUCACUGGCUUGAAGGUCACCAGCACGGGAGACACACUCGUGGCCAGUCAGUCGGUGGCCAAUGCUGCGCAGAGGAAGCUGGCUGCUGCAGGGGACCCAAAGGCCGCCACAACCCUCCUCGGCGUCCAAGUCCCAGACCCGGUUUUCUUCUGCUCUGUGGAGGCACCAUCAGCAUCCCAGCAGAAGGCCUUGGAGGAUGCUCUGACGCAGCUGCAGAGGGAAGACCCAAGCCUGCACGCUGAGGUGGACGAGGAGACCGGCCAAACUGUGCUGUCAGGCAUGGGUGAACUGCAUUUAGAAGUCAUCCGCAACAGAAUCCGCAAAGAGCACAAGGUGGAUGCAGAUCUUGGUCCGCUGCAGGUGGCCUACCGCGAGACUUCCACCACCAGAACGGCACAAACCCUAGAGGUGGACAAGACUAUCGGAGACAGCCGCCAACAGGUCAAGGUCAGCCUCUGUAUCUCUCCUGACCCGGGCCACAAGUUCAAGUCCGUGACCAUGGAAUACUCUGCAGACAACCAAGAGAACUUGGGAGCGCUGCGCCGUCACCACCUCGCAGCCAUCAAUCGGGGCGUUGGCUCGGCCCUUAAGAGCGGUCCGGUGCUGGGUUGCCCCGUGGUGGACGUCCGAGUGGGCCUGCAGUGGUGCCAGGUUGGGCCCGGCACCUCAGAGACCAUGGUGGCUGCUGCUGCCGCUCAGUGCCUCCAGCAGGUGCUGGCCGAGGGAGGCUGUCAGCUGAUGGAGCCAGUGAUGGAGCUGGAGGUGGUUGUGGAGGAGAGCCUGGCCUCCACUAUACUCAAUGACCUCUCGCGGCGGAGGGCCAACAUCCUCCACCUCUCCCAGAGACACAACAUGAGGGUUCUGACUGUCGAGUGUCCGCUGGCAGAGCUUCUUGGCUACUCCACAGCUGUCCGCACAAUGUCCUCGGGCAUGGCUUCCUUCUCCAUGGAGCUAUCACACUACAGACUGGUGAACCCGGCCCAACAAGCAGCUGUCAUUGAGGCUGUCACGGGCUUCAGACCAUGAGGGGACACAGGACUCCCAGGGUGGCUGCUGCACUGAGGUCUUACUCCUUAACACACCCCAGGGAUAAUCUGCUGCUUGAAGGGUAGAGGGGCCUUGAAAAACAUGAUCCCUGCAGCUACUGGGUUAAAAUGUGGAGCAGGCAAUCAAUCAAGUCUUCCACCCACAGGUAUACACAACCUAGCGGGGGGCAUCAGAGUCCGGGCAGGAGGCAUUGGGCACUGUUCCAGGUGACAGACGAGAUGGGAGACUGUUUGGUAGAGCUGUAAAUAGACUGUUUGUUAUACCAGAAUUAUAUGUGUAAAUAAAAGUUUAUACAAUUCA